AUGGCCACAGUCGCCACGGCGGCAUCGGGCCCUUGCCCUGCCCCGGGCAAGCAGCCCGCCGCCGCCGUCGUCGCCAGCGUCGCCGCCGCCGGCCUCGCGUCCCACCCCGUCGGCGCGUUUUUCGCGACCGCCGGCGCACCCGGCGCGGUCUCCGCCGCCGCCGGGCGCGCGGACCUGCGCGUUGCGUCUGCCAGCGACAUGCAGCGCUUUGCCGCCGAGGGGUUCCUGCUUGCCGGCCCGGCCCGGCUGGGAGAGUUUGAGGUCACCAAGCCCGCCAGCAGCCCGAGCGGCGGUGUUCGCGCCGCCCAGGAGGUCACCAGCGGCCGCUCCCCGGUCCACACCGUCCGCAUCCUGCCACAGGAGGGCCUCGUCUACGUGUCGGCCUCGGCCCUCCCCUUCGACGCCGCCACGGCCGCCCAGUCCGCGUCGACCCCCUCGUCCCGCCCCGACCGCCAGGCCGCCCUCGCUGAGGCCGCCGCCGCGCGCGACGCCCAGCCCGAGGGCGUCGCCGCGGCGGCGGUUGCGGCGCGCGGCGGCCCCGCGGCCAACCCCAAGCGCAAGAACCUGGCCGCCCCCGGCUGGGUGGAGAUCAAGGACCUGUCCCGCCACCCCUACACUGCCGUCGGCUGGCUCAACCUCGGAUACGAGGGCGGGGCCGGCUACUGCUCGGGCUCCCUGAUCGCCAAGCACGCCGUCGUCACCGCCGCGCACUGUGUCUACGACCGCGGCUCCGGCAGCAGCCUCUCCACCGCCGUGUUCUACCCCCACAACUUCUACACCUCCAAGCUCAAGCUGCAGCAGCCGUUCGGCUCCGCCAAGGCCUACGCAUUCGACUUCCUGUCCGGCUGGUCCACUGAGGACGACAUGGACAAGGCCUGGAUCAGCGACAUGGCGGUCAUCCUGCUGGUCAAGGACGCCGGCACCGCCAGCGGCACCCUGGGUUACGCCUACAACGCGGCCGGGUACUCUGGGCAGAUCUACCUGGCCGGCUACCCCGGGGAGACGCCGAGCGUGAUCGGCGAGUACUUCAAGCUCAAGGGCAAGUGCUUCAUCCAGGACACCAACGGCGCCGACGCUGCCAUCGACAUGCGCGAGCCCAACCAGCGCACUUGCCUGACCGACUGCUCCAUCGCCGAGCGCGGCCAAAGCGGCCAGCCUGCGUUUGUGCAGAACGGCACCAGCUGGGUCGUGCGCGGCGUGCUGUCGCACGGGCCCCCCACUGGGCAGUGCUACGGCUAUGACACCUACACUGAGGUCGAUGCCAUGCACUACAAGUUCCUGGAUCAGUACCGCCUCUGGACCCCUCCCGCCAACGCAACUGCUACCCCGUAA
This is a messenger RNA of Monoraphidium neglectum, 1332 nucleotides long. RefSeq lists its product as hypothetical. Bases 1 to 1332 code for a protein of 443 amino acids. Gene Ontology annotation, biological process: proteolysis. Lineage: Eukaryota; Viridiplantae; Chlorophyta; Chlorophyceae; Sphaeropleales; Selenastraceae. The record is from RefSeq and is a predicted model, not a curated record. The transcript has 6 exons. Gene Ontology annotation, molecular function: serine-type endopeptidase activity.